This is a messenger RNA of Phodopus roborovskii (desert hamster), 318 nucleotides long. Its product is annotated as keratin-associated protein 16-3-like. The record is from RefSeq and is a predicted model, not a curated record. NCBI's taxonomy places the organism in Eukaryota, Metazoa, Chordata, Mammalia, Rodentia, Cricetidae. The coding region runs from base 34 to 315 and encodes 93 amino acids. The transcript has a single exon.
GAACAACAGAUCAAACCUACCUCUCCUGACACCAUGAGCUACUACAGCAGCUACUACCGAGGCCUGGGUUAUGGCUAUGGAGGCUUUGGAGGUCUAGGCUAUGGCUAUGGAGGCUAUGGCUGUGGAUGUAACAGCAUCCGCAGACUGGGCUGUGGCUGUGGUUAUGGAGGUUAUGGUUAUGGCUCCGGCUACGGAGGCUAUGGAUACGGCUCUGGCUAUGGAGGCUAUGGAUUUGGCUCUGGCUAUGGAAGCUACGGAUAUGGCUGCUGCCGCCCUUCAUGUUGUGGGCGAUAUGGGUUUUCCAGCUUCUACUGAAAU